Molecule: messenger RNA, 327 nt
Organism: Dovyalis caffra
Lineage: Eukaryota; Viridiplantae; Streptophyta; Magnoliopsida; Malpighiales; Salicaceae
Source: the annotation of a GenBank genome assembly
AUGGGUUUAGAGGUGGUCGCGUGUUUUAGCUGGAUAUGGAGCUUUGGUCGUAGAGGAGAGGAACAAUACAAGGAGAUGGCUAUGGUGGUAAGGGUUCCAAUGGUGGAAAUGGCUACUAUGGUGAAGAAGAUUGUGGCUGCUAAGGGAGAGGAAGAUGAUAAUGGUGGACCUAUAGUGGGUUUGGAGAGGAUAUAUGUGGAGCUUGGUGGUAGUGAGGCGAGCGGCUUGGUUAUAAUGGUGGUUGAUGGCAAGGUAAGGGUUGCGGUAGGCUGGUGGUGUUUUGUUGGGGAAGGAUUUGGGGUGGAGCAUCGUGGCGGUGAUGUUUAG